AUGCUAAGAGCUCAGAUAAAUGGGUUUAGACAAAAAGACAACGAGUCUUUAUUCGAAGCGUGGGAGAGAUAUAAAGACAUGCUUAGACUCUGUCCACAUCACGGAUUAGAAGAAUGGUUGAUUAUCCAUACCUUCUACAAUCGUCUCCUCAACAAUAUGAGACUUACAAUUGACGCCGUCGCAGGUGGCACACUGAUGGACAAAGCAUAUGAUGAUGCCUAUGCACUUAUCGAGAGUAUGGCUCUGAAUCAUUAUCAAUGGGGAAGUGAGAGAGCUCGAUCAGAGAAAACUUUUAGAGAGAAAUCUUCAACGAAAAGUGGUAUCUACGAGAUAAGUAGCCUCGACCGCGUUAACGCUAAAGUCGAUGCCCUAACUCAGAAGAUCGAAAACCUCACUGUAGAACCUGUAGCCGUUGUGGCUAUUGCUAUCCCAAAUUGUGAAAUUUGCGGAAUGUUUGGACAUGCUGCCCCCGAGUGCCAUCUUUUGACAGUAGUUUCCCCCGAACCAGUAAAAUAUGCUCAAGGAAACCCCUACUCAAACACGUAUAACCCAGGAUGGAAGAAUCACCCUAACUUCUCGUACAAGAACAACAAUGCAUUGUAUGCACCUGGUCAAGCACCCAGUGUACCACCUGGAUAUCAAAAGGCACCCUUCGCUGCAACUAACGUCUCUAGGAAGUCUAACCUAGAACUAAUGAUGGAAAAUUUCAUAGCCACUCAAACUCAGACUAAUAAGGAUUUGAUAAACAAGAAUGUGCACACUAAUGAGCAAAUCAAACAAUUAGCGACUAAAGUAGACUCGUUGGCCACUCACAACAAGAUGCUUGAGACACAAAUAUCUCAAGUGGCACAACAACAAACACUUACUGCCGCACCUGCUGGGACAUUUCCAAGACAGCCACAACCUAACCCAAAAGGACAUGCUCAUGCUAUUAUUCUGCGAAGUGGUAGAGAGAUAGACGAAUCGACUGAUCCUAGGCUUAAAAACCCUGCUAUGUUCCAAAGCCCUAGGAAGACAACUGAGGAGGAAAGUAGACCCAAGGAUAAACCAAGUAAUCCAAAGGAGAAAGAGGACAAGGAUGGCGAGAUAAAGGAAAAAGAAGCGCCACACUGUCGCAGGGAAAAAUCGAAAGCCAUUACCCAAAUGCCCUCAUAUGCUAAGUUCUUAAAAGAAAUCCUAUCGAAUAAGAAGAAACUAGAACACAACAAGACUGUAACACUCACUACCAAAUGUAGUGCAAUAGUUCAAAAUAAAAUGCCACCUAAGCUGAAAGACCCAGGAAGUUUCUCCAUACCUUGCAAUAUAGGAAAAUUUGUCAUAGACAAAGCUCUAUGCGAAUUAGGAGCUAGUAUUAUCCUAAUGCGAGAAACUAAAAAUGGGUGA
This is a messenger RNA of Vicia villosa (hairy vetch), 1383 nucleotides long. RefSeq lists its product as uncharacterized. NCBI's taxonomy places the organism in Eukaryota, Viridiplantae, Streptophyta, Magnoliopsida, Fabales, Fabaceae. The coding region runs from base 1 to 1383 and encodes 460 amino acids. The record is from RefSeq and is a predicted model, not a curated record. The transcript has 2 exons.